AUGAAUCAACAGCAUGACGUUGGCGAGGCUAUGUUGCGUGCAGCUCAGUGUGUGCGAAACGCCGAUGUACUACUGGUCGCAGCAGGAGCUGGAAUGGGCGUUGAUGCUGGUCUACCAGACUACUAUGGUGGCAUUCACCUUGCACAUCCACGUCUGGCAGAAAUUGGACUGAGUGUUUAUGAUUUAUCUAACCAUACAUUAUUUGAGCGAAAUCCCAUGUUAGCAUGGGGUCACUGGAUAACAAGACAGCGGGAAUACUCGAAUACACUACCACAUGUUGGCUAUCAUAUACUUCAUGCUUGGAGUAAAUCGAACAAACGCAAUGUACGUGUGGUAACGACGAACUUGGAUCGUCAUUUUUUACGUACAGGUUUCACAGUCGACAAUGUAUUCGAGAUGCAUGGAUCAAUGUAUGAUGCACAAUGCAUGAAUCGAUGUGGUGCACAUCCAUGGGCACUUGACAUAAAAGUUAUGCCAUCAGUCGAUUUGAACACAAUGCUACUACUUGGACCUCCACCAUUAUGUAUGCAAUGUGAUGGUCCAGCACGUGUAUGCACACAAUUAGCAGUUGACGGCCAUUGGGAUACCACACAAGUUGAGGUUGCAUGUAGACGCCAUGAAACAUUCUUUCGUGAAUUGUCUACUGAACGAGUAGUGGCUGUUCUGGAAAUUGGCUGUGGUACUGUAAUGGCGAAACUACGCAAAGAGGCAGCACGCAUUGUAGCAGAUCAUCGCACGCGUGGGGGUCGUGCAACACAUAUUCGAAUCAAUUUACAUCAACCACACAUUGAUGAGCAUGAAGACAACAUAUCGUUGCCACUUGGUGCACUAGAAGCACUGUGUACAAUGAACCAAUUGAUAACUGAUUAA
Rotaria socialis is the source of this 870-nucleotide messenger RNA. The record is from the annotation of a GenBank genome assembly. Lineage: Eukaryota; Metazoa; Rotifera; Eurotatoria; Philodinida; Philodinidae.